GUCUCCGCAGCUGUGGCUGUGAUCAGUGCGCACGGAGGAGCCACAGCAGAGCGCGCGGGCUACAAUGAUCUUCUCCAUCGCUCCGACUGAGAGCCAGCGACAGAACCGAGCCCAGAACCGCAGUCACGACACCGUCCACGCCCGCAGCGCCAGCACCGAGCCGAACCGACACCAGCCCCGCCCGCCCGCAGCAGGAUGCCCGGGGGAAAGAGAGGGCUCGUGGCACCGCAGAACACUUUCCUGGAGAACAUCGUCCGGAGAUCGAGCGAGACCAGCUUCCUCCUGGGAAACGCCCAGAUCGUGGAGUGGCCUGUCGUUUACAGCAAUGACGGAUUCUGCAAACUGUCGGGCUUCCACCGAGCUGAGGUCAUGCAGAAGAGCAGCACAUGCAGUUUUAUGUACGGAGAACUGACGGACAAGAAGACCAUCGACAAAGUCCGCCAGACGUUUGACAACUACGAGUCCAACUGCUUUGAAGUCCUGCUGUACAGAAAGAACCGAAGUCCAGUGUGGUUCUACAUGCAAGUGGCUCCCAUCAGGAACGAGAACGACAAGGUGGUUCUGUUCCUCUGCACGUUCAAGGACAUCACGCUCUUCAAACAGCCCAUUGAGGACGAGACGACCAAAGGAUGGACCAAGUUUGCGCGGCUGACGCGAGCGCUCACCAACAACCGCAACACGCUGCAGCAGCUGGCGCCCAUCGGCAAACACGAAGUCAGCCACAAGCAGUCGAGACUCGCAGAGGUUUUGCAGCUGAACUCUGACAUUCUGCCUCAGUACAAGCAGGAGGCGCCGAAGACGCCGCCUCACAUCAUCCUCCACUACUGCACCUUCAAGACCACGUGGGACUGGGUCAUCCUCAUCCUCACCUUCUACACGGCCAUUAUGGUGCCCUACAACGUCUCCUUCAAAACCAAGCAGAACAACAUCGUGUGGCUGGUGCUGGACAGUGUGGUGGACGUCAUCUUCCUGGUGGACAUCGUCCUCAACUUCCACACCACCUUCGUGGGACCCGGCGGGGAGGUCAUCUCCGACCCCAAGCUCAUCCGCAUGAACUACCUGAAGACGUGGUUCGUCAUCGACCUGCUGUCCUGCCUGCCCUAUGACAUCAUCAAUGCCUUCGAGAACGUCGAUGAGGGCAUCAGCAGUCUGUUCAGCUCUCUGAAGGUCGUCCGUCUGCUGCGUCUGGGCCGCGUGGCCAGGAAACUGGAUCACUACCUGGAGUACGGUGCUGCCGUUCUGGUGCUGCUGGUCUGUGUGUUUGGACUGGUGGCUCACUGGCUCGCCUGCAUCUGGUACAGCAUCGGAGACUACGAGGUCAUCGACGAGGCCACCAACACCAUUAAAAUGGACAGCUGGCUCUACCAGCUGGCCAACAGCAUCGGCUCGCCGUACCGCUACAACGCCAGCGGCUCGGGUCAGUGGGAGGGCGGACCCGGCAAGGACUCGCUCUACAUCACGUCGCUGUACUUCACCAUGACCAGCCUGACCACCAUCGGCUUCGGCAACAUCGCCCCGACCACGGACGGCGAGAAGAUCUUCUCCGUGGCCAUGAUGAUGGUGGGAUCUCUCCUCUACGCCACCAUCUUUGGAAACGUGACCACUAUCUUCCAGCAGAUGUACGCGAACACCAACCGCUACCACGAGAUGCUCAACAACGUGCGGGACUUCCUGAAACUCUACCAGGUUCCUAAAGGCCUGAGCGAGCGGGUGAUGGACUACAUCGUCUCCACCUGGUCCAUGUCCAAAGGCAUCGACACGGAGAAGGUUUUAUCCAUUUGUCCUAAGGACAUGAGAGCCGACAUCUGUGUCCACCUCAACAGGAAGGUCUUCAACGAGCACCCUGCGUUCCGUUUAGCGAGCGACGGCUGCCUGCGCUCGCUGGCCGUGGAGUUCCAGACCAUCCACUGCGCUCCGGGAGACCUGAUCUUCCACGCCGGCGAGAGCGUGGACACGCUGUGCUUCGUGGUGUCGGGGUCACUGGAGGUCAUCCAGGACGACGAGGUCAUCGCCAUCUUAGGUAAAGGCGACGUGUUCGGUGACGUCUUCUGGAAGGAGACCACGCUCGCGCACGCGUGCGCUAACGUCCGAGCGCUGACCUACUGCGACCUCCACGUCAUCAAGAGAGAAGCUCUGCUCAAGGUCCUGGAGUUUUACACGGCGUUCGCCAACUCCUUCUCACGCAACCUCAUCCUCACCUGCAACCUGCGCAAGCGCAUAAUUUUCCGCAAGAUCAGUGAGGUGAAGAAGGAGGAGGAGGAGCGGCAGCGCGCCAAGAACGAGGUGCAGCUCACCAUCCCGCAGGACCACCCGGUGCGCAAGCUCUUCCAGAAGUUCAAGCAGCAGAAGGAGCUCCGCAGCCAGGGGGCGCCGUCCGGCGCUCAGCUGGACCUGGAGAAGAACCAGCUGCAGGUGGAGCAGCAGCAGCAGCAGCAGCAGCAGCAGCAGCAGCAGCUGCACCCGCGCAGCCUCCAGCUCAGUCACUCCAGCCUGCAGCACUCGCUGCCACUCAGCCUGCAGAGGGCGCACUGCUCGUCCCUGCAGAACGGAGCUCCGCCCUGCGGCAGCAGCGUGCUCACCGUGUCCCAGGUCACGCCCAUGCAGAGCUCGCUGGCGUACGGUCACGCCUCCUCCGCUGCCGUCGAGCCCGCGGCCAAACAGAACAACUGUGACAUCAUGGAGCUGCAGCCCAGCUCUGCGGUCGAGCACGCCCCGCGGCCGAAGGUCAGCAGCAGCCCCGCGCUCGCCAGGCCGGCCGCCAGAGCCAGCGCCUGGAUGCGCCUGAAGAACAACAUGGCCCCCGUGGAGGCCAGGAAGGAGGGGCUCAACAACAGCGUGAAGGCCGUUUCCGUGGAGAUGCUCUCGCAGGAGGGCAAAGGUCAGGAGGCGAGGAGGGGCGGGGACGUGGAGGAGGGCGUGGCGUCGAGCAGCAACCCGCUCCGGAAGACGGACUCGUGCGACAGCGGCAUCACCAAGAGCGAGCUGCGCAUCGACCGCGCGGGCGAGGCGCGCACGCCGGCCGCCGUCACGCCGCUGCUCCACAGUCCCCUCCCCUCCGGAGGGGCGGGGUCCCCUCACCCGUUCUGCCCCAUCCCGGAGCAGGCCCUGCAGGCGGCGCUGCACGAGACGCGGCUGGAGCUGAGGGACGACAUCCAGACCCUGGGAGGACGACUGGGGGCGCUGGAGAGUCAGGUGGCAGAAAUCAUCAAACUGCUGUCGGAGAAGAGGACACCGUCCGCGGGGCCGGCGUCCAACACCUCCACCACCGCCGUCGCCGCCGCCGCCACCACGCCCAAAACCAAAAUCCAACGUCAGGACAUUUUCACCGUGUCCAGGCCGGUGUCUCCAGACUCAGAGAAGGACGAGACGCUCUGAAGACAGCUGCACCAGCGGACGCUCGCGCCGCUGGAGAGACGCAACCAAACUGUCUCCUUUAACAUUUGCACACGGACUCUGACGUCCCGGGUCCCGUGAGCGUGGACACGCGGCGGUGACGGCGGGUCUUUUCUGAUUGUACAUACCUCUCUAUGCAUGUCCAGCUGGAUUCUGGUCUGCCAAAGAAACGACGUCUGAUGUGAUCUGCCUGUAUAUGAUGCAGUUGACUGCAUGCACGUCCAGUUUAAAGAGACAUUUUAUGGAGCUAAAACUGUACAUACCAAUAUUUUUCAUUGAUAAUUUACUAUGUGGACAUUCAGGGUUUGCAUAUUAGUAGCACUAUAAACGCUGGAGUGAUGAGGUCGGCGGUUUUUCUGAAGUGUGUUUGUGUGACGAGGCGACGCACGGUUAAAAAAUCUACUGCAUCACUUUAAAGGAUAAGUUCACGUCUUUAUCUCACUGUUAGACAAAGAUCUCCAACAGGAAACUGAAGU
Molecule: messenger RNA, 3869 nt
Organism: Solea senegalensis (Senegalese sole)
Lineage: Eukaryota; Metazoa; Chordata; Actinopteri; Pleuronectiformes; Soleidae
Gene: kcnh5b
Product: potassium voltage-gated channel, subfamily H (eag-related), member 5b
Exons: 13
Coding region: 196-3375 (1059 amino acids)
Biological process (GO): regulation of membrane potential; potassium ion transmembrane transport
Cellular component (GO): membrane
Molecular function (GO): voltage-gated potassium channel activity
Source: RefSeq, a predicted model, not a curated record